UGUGAGGUCAGCCGUCUGUCUGGCACAGGCGUGUGCGUUGAUGUGCUUCCAGCUGUGUUGUGGGGAAUCGUGAUGUCUGCACCCGCGGGGGCUGGACCGGAGGGUCCUCCCUCGCAGCCCGUCAGCUCGUCACACUUUGAAUUAGACCGGAUGCGGCCAAUUAAAGGGAAGCCGGCCUGCCGGCCCCUCUCCGGCUUUUAAAGGCAGCCCGAGUCCAAACUUCAGCAGGAGACGGACAGAGAUUCACAUGAAGAUGUCCUCCGCCGCGCUCCGUGCUGUCACUCUGCUCACAUGCGCCCUGACAUUCGGUGCUGCUCAGACGAGCUGCAAAGGACGCUGUGGUGCUGAGUACUACAGGGGCUACAUGUGCCAGUGUGACUACACCUGCCUGCCUUACGGAGAGUGCUGUAAAGACUAUGAAUCUCAAUGCACCACGAAGAACUCAUGUAAAGGUCGAUGUGGGGAAACCUUCAAGAGGGGCCGCCCGUGCAGCUGCGACUCCAGCUGCAUCAAGUACAAGCAGUGUUGUCCAGAUUACAAGACCCACUGUGAUGCGGAGGAGGAAAUCAGUGGAGCGGCCAGUGCAGCAGCACCGUCGAAGAUUAGUUCAUGUGAUAGUGUAAACAAUAAGAAACCCACAGAGCCAACUCUGACCGAAGCAAAGGAGCAGCCUUCUCCUGUCAGCGAGGAAAACAUUGCGGAUGACCACAUGAUUCCUCUUGUCAGUCCGACGUCAUCUCUACCAGAUGACUCCAGUGAUGAUAUGUUCAGCAAUAUCCUCCCAACCGAUGAAUUCACCGACAAUGCACCGGAGGAGGCAAGUCCGGCUCCCGAGAGCACCAGCGGGUAUGGACCGGCUGACCACCUGGAUCCAGGUUCUACCGAGCCCACCCUGGAGCCAGACGCUCUGGAGUUCAUCACGGAGACAGUGACGGUCUUUCCUCAGACAGAAGCGACUCCCUCACAGGAUGAACCAACACAGGCUGACGCGGAUUCCACGGAUCCCAUCAGCUCAACCAACCCAGGAGCAACUGCCCCUCAGCCCACCACGGCGGUCGACCACGUCUCCAGCCGGGCGACCCCGACCUCUGACCCUCACACAGAGGUUUCUCCCACAGCGAGCUCCCCGGAGCUGGAGACAGAGGGGCAGGGAACAGUGCAGCCAGAGGACGACAUUUUUCCAGAGGCACAGAAGACAGAACCGACGGAAGCCUCUUCCCAUAAGCCGGAGGCUACGACACUAUCCCUCAGCACGCUGGCCUCGAUGUCCACAGGACCCACGGAGGUAAUGUCAGAGGGGGAAAUGUCUCAGCUCACCACCUUCCCUGCCUCAUUGACGCAGGAUUCCACAGCCGCCCCAGACGCGACCACGUCAAACCCAGAAACGCCAUCUACUGAGAACAACUCAGACGACGCCACAACAGGCCCUCCGCCCCCUGUUCAGACGGAACAAGAUGCCUCCACCAGCGUUUCUCCAGCGGGGCCCACUCACGUUCCCUCAUCCACAGCAGCGGCACCGGCAGACGCCACGGAUGAUGUUACACAGCAGGUAACCGCUGCCGGUCCGGUCAAAGUUACCCCCGAGCUGACCGGCCGACCCCAACCACCGGAACCCACUCCCUCACAACCCCAGGACAAACCUGAGGCCAGUACCCCUUCGCCUGCUAAACCAACUCUGGUUGAUUCCACCCCCAAACCCGAGGCGAAGCCUCUGGACGUAGACAGUCCAGGAGACUACCAAGCAGAUGACAGCAACGACACAAACCUGUGUAGUGGGCGACCGGUCGGUGCGGUUACCACACUGGGGAACGGCACAACGGUGGUUUUCAGAGGGCACUACUUCUGGUUCCUGGGCAGAAACAGGGAGCCAGGUCCGGCCCGAGGCAUCACACAAGUGUGGGGCGUCCCUUCCCCCGUUGACACCGUGUUCACCCGCUGCAACUGUCACGGCAAAACAUACAUUUUCAAGGGAGCCCAGUACUGGAGAUAUGAAAACGACGCGCUGGACCCCGGAUAUCCUAAAGUCGUUGCAACAGGCUUCGACGGGCUUCGGGGUCAGAUCACAGCUGCUCUGUCUGUGCCUCAGCACAAGAGGAGGAGGGAGUCCGUCUACUUCUUCAAGAGAGGGGGACUGGUCCAGAAAUACUCAUACCAGUUUGGCACCAGCCCAACGUGUGGCAGGAGAGCCCAGUACGCCGUUCACACCGUCCGCAACCGGAUAGCUCGACAAGCAGUGUCUCUCCUGGGCCCAACCAUCAACAUCCGGACGUCCUGGAGAGGUUUCCCCACCACCAUCACAGCUGCCGUGUCCGUUCCCAACACCAGAGAACCAGAGGGAUACAAAUACUACGUCUUCUCAAGAACCAAAUCCUACAACGUGAGGAUGGACGGUGAACAUCCCGUGGUUGCUGCUCCUGCGGCCAACGUGUCACCUCAGAGCAACAACUUUGUCAAAUGCCCAAAGAACUGAAAAGCAGUUUUCAUAAAAACAGAAGGCGGCUUUUUCCUCAAGUUUUCAAGUUUAUUACAGUCUUCAUAAAACACUACAUCAGCAUGGGCCAUGAAUAACAAAGGGUACUUUACAAGUACAUUUAAAAACAAAAGGAGAACAUAAAAACGACAGGCUGAGUACUUAUCAGGACUGAGCAGAGAAUCACUGAUGUGUGAUGUUUCUGAAGGGAAUGACGACCUGUCCGGGUUCUCAAGUUUCCUGAUUAGUGUUUCAUCUGGCAAAUCGUCUCCCGUGUUGUCCCCGAGAUGGAAAUGCCUGACCUGUUGAUAUGAAAUUAUUUUUUUCUUUAAACAAAGCCUGCAACACUGAUGUAAACAAUUCUGUACAGUGGCUGUAUAAAAUAUGUAAUGUAAAGAACAUAUUGUUUCCUUUUUUUUUAAACUCACCAACAUGUAUCAAAUGCUAUGACUUUAGCCUGCCUCAUGAUUGUUCUAAAACCUUUCAGUCAUGCAACAACUUGGAAGAAAUACAUUACUACAGAGUGAUAUUAUAUUUUAUCAUUCAAAGUUAAUUGUCUGGGACUUUAAAUCUGACUUACAAUAAAGAUUACAAGUGUUGUCGUAAAA
Scophthalmus maximus (turbot) is the source of this 3078-nucleotide messenger RNA. RefSeq names its product proteoglycan 4b (gene prg4b). Gene Ontology annotation, molecular function: polysaccharide binding; scavenger receptor activity. The transcript is spliced from 15 exons. Gene Ontology annotation, biological process: immune response. Bases 248 to 2470 code for a protein of 740 amino acids. NCBI's taxonomy places the organism in Eukaryota, Metazoa, Chordata, Actinopteri, Pleuronectiformes, Scophthalmidae. The record is from RefSeq and is a predicted model, not a curated record.